Diachasma alloeum is the source of this 3270-nucleotide messenger RNA. RefSeq lists its product as uncharacterized. Gene Ontology annotation, molecular function: GTPase activator activity. Gene Ontology annotation, cellular component: cytoplasm. The record is from RefSeq and is a predicted model, not a curated record. The coding region runs from base 495 to 3158 and encodes 887 amino acids. The transcript is spliced from 6 exons. Lineage: Eukaryota; Metazoa; Arthropoda; Insecta; Hymenoptera; Braconidae. Gene Ontology annotation, biological process: regulation of small GTPase mediated signal transduction; signal transduction.
UUCAACCGUCUAGAAGGCUCUGAGAAUUUACUCCGGUCACAUUCAAAGGAGCACCCCGUAAAAUAGCAAAAUGCAGGCGACAAAAACCGGUAGUCGACUGUUUCACAUUUCACUCAACUGCCUCAAGAUGGCGUCAACGUCGACCAAUGGCGCGGCGCCUCCGCGAUCACGUGAUAAACAGUUGUGCAAGUGUAUUGUGAAUGUCAGCUGCGCUACAGAGCGGGUUCAACAGAUAAAUACUUCGUUUUGGAUAGCAAAAAAUGACAUUUUUUGACACAAGUCAUGAGUAAAAUAGUGAUAUAACGCGAGGCCUCGCAUCGAGCGAUGCGUGCAGUGGUGAAUCGGCUGUGAUUGCGGUGUUUUACAUGUUUCUUAUGAACUGCAACAUAACCGUCAUGCGGAGCGUGGUUACACACACAUGUAGACGUGAUAUUUGAAAUAAUGUUGAGAUUUUACCCUUUUGAUUAAUCAGUGGGCUUCGUGACACUGCGAAUAUGGAGGACUUUAAUGAGGGAGUGGAUGGUAAACUCGCGUCCAGAAUGCGCAAAGUUAAUCCUGAACAGUUCUUGACACUGGUGAAGAUGCACCUGUCCUUCGAGCUCGACAUUACCACUGACGAUAAUGAUCCCGUAACGGAAAAAACCAAGGAUAAAAAGUGGGGAUUCUUGAGUUUCUCCAAAAAACCAAAAUCAUUGAUGAAUUUGCAACAGAAAGGCGAAAGCACUGCCCUGACCAAUGAGGGCAUAAAUCAAGUUAAACAGCUCAUGGAAUAUCUGUCCAAAGAACAAUGCAUUGUCCAGGAGGGAAUUUUCCGAAGAACCGGAAAAUUGACCCGCCAACAGGACCUCAAAACGGCUCUGUACCAGGGCCACCCAAUAGACCUGAAUGAUGGACCAUACAGUGUUCACGAUUGUGCCUCAGUCCUCAAGAGUUUCCUGGCUGAACUUCCAGAGCCACUGUUAACCGAGCUCCAUUAUCCAGCUCACUGUCAAAUCGCUGAAUUAUGCAGUUCAGAUUCGAGCUCCAACGAAUCCCGACUCCUCGGAUCUCUGCAAUUACUUCUGCUACUUCUUCCCCCGACGAAUCGAAUUUUACUGAAGCAUCUGUUGAAGCUUCUGCACAAGACAGCGAGUUUCGAGAGCAGCAACAAAAUGAAUUGUGAUACAUUGGCAACGUUGUUUACGCCCCAUCUGAUGUGCCCGAGGAAAUUAUCACCAGAAGCACUGCACGUGAAUUCACAGAAUUUAUCUGGAUUGGUGGCCUUCAUGAUUCGAAAGGGAAAAGAGUUGUUUGAAAUUCCACCGAAAUUGGCGACUGAUAUCAGGGCUUAUUGGGUCGAUCAGGAGAGGAGAUUGCUGAGUCCAAAUAAAAAUGAUCUGAAUGAAUCAAUCUCAGAUGCAACAGGAACAGCCCACACAGUCUUCAGCUUCGUCGAUCACAAAUUAACAGCGAAAGCCAACUCAACCGAAGACACCCAAGCUGCGUUAGCCCAACUGUACGCCCAUAUCCAGGCGAUGCCAGAGUCUGCGAAGAAGCGUCGCCUGGUGAAACAGUUCAACAAAGAAAAUGGCCAGGGCACCCCAAGACACGUAAAGCAAGUGCGAACGAAGAGCUUAGGAGACUCUAUAAAGAAACACAUCUUCCAGAAGAAAUUACUAGGGCAUAAGAAGCUGGUGGAGAUAAAUAUUGGGUUUAACAUGAGCAAAUCCAGCAGCGAAGAGAACAUUCUAUCAUCUACUCACAAAGAAUUGGCGUUGCCAUCGAAGACGUUGUUCAGCAAAUCUGAUGACGAGUUGAGUUCAGAGAGUUUUACAAUUGACAACGAUAAUCUCAUGCACUCGAAGCACAUGAGCAGCAGCACCGGAAGCCUGGAUAAAACGAAUAACUCAAGAACAACUAAAACGAAGUGGAAGGACUUUGUUAAAAUGAGGGAGGCCCCUGACGAUGCUGAGAGUGACAAGACAUCGAACGAGAGACUGGAGAGCUCCAUCAAAGCCUCAAGGAGUUUGACAACAAUCAGCGAGAAUGGAAAGACAGAGGAGUUGUCAGAGAUUCGAGUGGUCGUGGACGACAGAAAGGUGCGUCGGUACAACUCUGAGCCCUGUGACAUGCACAGUAAUUUUGAGGUGGAGAGUGAGCAGUCGGAAGCCAACAGCACUGACCCAAUAAUAUCGACGCUCCAGCGACCGAAAAUAGAAUUGGUUUUCACUCCCAAGAAUUCGGAGUUGAAGGGGCCUUCGGCUGGUGAGAAAGGCCCAGGGAGUCGCACCUCACCAGUCGUCAAGUACAAGUUUUGGAAUUGUCAUUCGGCUCACACGUCCACACCUGCUGAUAUUCUCAGGCGAAAUUUGGCGAAUGGAGAGGCCUGCGGGGUGACGCCAAUCAAGAAGAAUGACAAGAGCAUGAGUCCUAUUACUAAGAGCACUGCUAAAAUGCCGAGAUCUAUGCAGGAGACAAUGAUGACUCCUCGAUCGAGGAAGCCAGUGAUGAUGAUCUCAGGCUCGAACCUGUGCAAUCUGGCGGCAAUGGAUGAGGCCCCCCAGAAUCUCCAAAUCGUGGACAUCGACAUCGACGAUCACAGCUACGUAUCAAGCCCUGAGAACGCAUCAAGAACGCAACUAGAGAGCUACCACGAAAACAAGGAGAACUACCAACGUCCCCCGUACCGUGGUCGAAACUUCGUCACCUCCAUCGAGGACGACCACGCCCAUCAUAAGAGCACAAUGUCCAUAACCAGUACAUUCAGGGAAUACCUGCUGUCGAGAAGUGUUCUAACAGCGAGUCCUGUGGAUCUCAGUUUUACAUCUCGAACAGGAGAUUUCGAGCAAUCAGAGUCAGAUUUGAAUAUUCUGAAUGAAGAGGGUCUAUCUGAUAGCCUCCUUCACUGUCUCGAUGGGAAUAAUCCAGGCUCCGAUACCUCUGGAAUCGCCUCGAGCAGUGGCAACAGUGGCAACAACUCUGAUGAUAAAUUUGAGGAUGGGAGCACCACAGGGCCGAGAAAACGAGGUACAAGUUUACAACGUAAUGACUCGAAGCGAUCUGUCAGAGGCGUACAGAGAGAUGAAAGAAGGCAUCAGUCUGCCAUGCAGAAGCAACUCAGUGAGUCGACUCUGAAUUCAAUCAAAUUGAAGGACACCUUCCAAGAGACAUCAUUCUAAUGAAGAAAAUUGUGAAUUCCAUUUUUUAUACGUCGAUAUCUAAGUGAAACAGAAGCAAUUUAUAAUGAAUAAUCAUGACUUUUCCACAAUAAAUAUUUUCUCGUAUGUUAAA